AUGCGGAAGAAAGUGGACGCGCGCAUACGCACGCUCGUGGAGAAUGGGGUGAAGAACAACGAACGCACGAUGUUCGUGCUCGUGGGCGAUCGAGGACGAGAUCAAAUCGUCAACUUGCAUUACAUGCUGAGUAAAGCGGUGGUGAAGUCGAGGCCGAACGUGCUGUGGUGCUAUAAGAAGGAUUUGUACCUGUCUUCGCAUAAAAAGAAACGAGCGAAACAGAUCAAGAAGAUGCAAAACUCUGGCUUGAUGGAUUCGGAGAACGAGGAUCCGUUCUCACUGUUCGUGGCGUCGACGAAUAUUCGGUACUGUUAUUACGCGGAUACGCAGAAAAUUUUGGGGAACACGUACGGGAUGGCAGUGUUGCAAGAUUUCGAGGCGCUGACACCGAACUUACUGGCACGAACGAUCGAGACCGUGGAGGGUGGAGGGUUGAUUGUGCUGCUGUUGUCGAACAUGGAAAGCUUGACGCAGCUGUAUAACAUGACGAUGGACGUGCACUCGCGUUUUCGCACAGAGGGCCACCAAGACGUGGUCGCUAGAUUUAAUGAGCGAUUCACGUUGAGUUUAGGGGCGUGUCAGACGUGCAUCAUGAUGGAUGAUGAGUUGAAUAUUUUGCCAACGAGUUCGCAUAUUAGAGGCAUAGAACCAGUUGAAGAAAAGCAUGCGGGAGAGGCCCAAGAGCUUACCGAUCUGAAGGAGAGCAUGGAGGAAGUUGAGCCGGCUGGCCCGCUUGUGAAGUGCUGUAAGACUAUGGAUCAAGCCAAAGCAGUGGUGACGUUUCUCGACGCUGCGAGUGAGAAGACCCUCCGAUCAACAGUUGCGCUCACCGCCGCGCGCGGUCGCGGUAAAUCUGCUGCCAUGGGUAUAGCUGUCGCAGGAGCCGUCGAAAUGGGUUAUGCAAACAUUUUUGUCACUUCUCCCAGUCCUGAAAACUUGAAGACAUUCUUUGAAUUCAUUCUCAAAGGCUUCGAUGCGCUUGGAUACAAAGAGCACUUGGAUUACGAUCUCGUAGAGUCCACCAACCCCGCGUUUGGAAAGUGUAUUGUGCGUGUCAACGUCACGAGACGUCAUCGACAAACGAUUCAGUACAUUUUGCCUCAACACGCAGAGCGUGCGACGCAAGCCGAGUUACUCGUCAUCGAUGAAGCAGCCGCCAUUCCGCUGCCUACGGUAAAAGCGUUGCUCGGGCCGUAUCUCGUGUUCCUUUGUUCUACAAUCAACGGUUACGAAGGCACAGGGAGGGCGUUGAGCAUCAAACUCAUCGGUAAUUUGCGAAGGGAAGCGGCAACGUCACAACAGGCGAACAAGGAUGGGAAGCUGGCGACAGGUGGAUCUCGAUUGCUCAGAGAAGUAGCUCUUGCUGAACCUGUUCGUUACGCUGCUGGAGAUAGGAUCGAAAAAUGGUUGAAUGAUUUGUUGUGUCUCGAUGCGGCGGAUGCAUUAACGCCGCUCAUCCACGCGCUGCCUCCGCCCAGUGCAUGCGAACUUUAUGAGGUGUCGCGUGAUACCUUAUUCAGUGCGCACGCCGCAAGCGAGCAGUUCUUAAAGAAAAUGAUGGCACUAUAUGUUUCUAGUCACUACCGCAACACGCCGAACGAUUUGCAGCUCAUGUCUGAUGCGCCGGCUCACCGCCUCUUUGUUCUCUUGGCGCCGGUGGAUGAAACACGAAACAUGUUGCCAGAGAUUCUUUGCGUCAUUCAGGUAGCUUUAGAGGGUGCGAUCUCGCAGAAGAGUGCGCACGCAACACUGGCUGCGGGGUUAUCUCCACAAGGUGACCUCAUUCCGUGGACCAUGGCAUCGCAAUUUCAGGAUGAAGGCUUUCCUUCCUUCACGGGGGUGCGCAUUGUUCGCAUCGCCGUGCAUCCGGACUUGCCUCGUCAAGGUUACGGUUCUCGUGCGUUGCAGCUCAUCCACGAUUAUUACGAAGGAAAAUUGGCUGAUUUACGCGAAGAAGAAGUGUCGAACAUCGACGCCAAGACGAAUACUGAGCACUGGCAGCACACAGGCAAGCUCACAGAGGAGACACUCAAGCCUCGCGAGAAUUUGCCGCCGCUUUUGACAAACCUCUCAGAGCGCAAGCCAGAGAGGGUGAACUGGAUCGGCACCGCAUUCGGACUCACGUCCGAACUUUACAGCUACUGGAGCAAGGGUGGCUAUAAGCCUGUGUACCUGAGACAAACGUCAAGCGAGACUACGGGCGAACACUCGUGCAUCAUGUUACGCCCUUGCUUUCCAGUUGGCGAGGAGGAAAGCCCGGAUGGUCACUGGGUGGAUGCGUUCUACGAAGAUUUCCGCGUGAGAUUCACUUCUUUGAUGGGAUCUGCUUUUAGAGACCUUGCUCCAGGUCUAUGUUUGUCUUUGAUGGCGCCAAAGCUAAACUGGGACGAAAAACAAGGCGCGGGGCGCGACUCCGUCUUGAAGGCGGACAAUGAGAUUUUGAGCCCGCACGAUUUACGACGCAUCCAGAAAUACUCAGCCGCUUUGGUGGACCAUCAUUUGAUUGGUGAUUUGGUCCCCCCACUCGCGCGCGCAUACUUUGCAAAACGCAUUCCCGUGACGCUUUCGUACACGCAAGCUGUGAUUUUGCUCAUCCUUGGUCUGCAACUGAAGACCAUCGACGACGGAAUGAAAACUUUGGACUUGCCCGGACAACAAAUAAUGGCAUUAUUCAACAAAGCUAUUCGUCGGAUACACGGCUCACUUCUCAAGGCACGCGAAGCCGAUAUCGAGAACUCGCUGCGUUCUGUGAGUAUGCCAGAUUUGAGACCCCAUGCGGUUGGAUUAGAUGAAGAAUUAGAUGAAGGGUACGUCGACUUCAACUUUUUUUCGCGUUCGCCCGACUCGUGUCUCGCUCCAAAGAUGAUGGAAGUGAUCGAAAACAAUAUAGUUCCAGAAUUUCACGCUCUUUGGCGCCACCGUUUAGGCGGGGUUAUAAGUCAUAGAGUUCUAUGUUGGUAA
This is a messenger RNA of Ostreococcus lucimarinus CCE9901, 2961 nucleotides long. RefSeq lists its product with no specific name. The transcript has a single exon. The record is from RefSeq and is a predicted model, not a curated record. Bases 1 to 2961 code for a protein of 986 amino acids. Gene Ontology annotation, biological process: rRNA acetylation involved in maturation of SSU-rRNA. Lineage: Eukaryota; Viridiplantae; Chlorophyta; Mamiellophyceae; Mamiellales; Bathycoccaceae. Gene Ontology annotation, cellular component: nucleolus; 90S preribosome. Gene Ontology annotation, molecular function: tRNA binding; 18S rRNA cytidine N-acetyltransferase activity; ATP binding.